AGCGCUCUCUUUUGUCUCCUCUGCUUUCUCUUCUCUCAUCAGAGAUUCUCGGAAGCUUUUGUCUCCCCUGAGAAACCAAAUCAAUGGCCGACGACUGGGAUCUCCACGCCGUAGUAAGAGGCUGCGCAGCCGUGAGCUCAUCAGCAACCACCACUACCACCACCGUCUUCUCCGGAGGCGUUUCAUCUCACACGAACCCUAUGUUCAACUUCGAACGACAGAGUAAUGACGUCGUCUUCGGAGAGAUUCGAGAUCUCUACACGCCGUUCACACAAGAAUCAAAUGUCUCCUCGUUUUCUUGUCUGAAUUAUCCAGAAGAAUCCAGACAGAGACAAAACCAGAAACGGCCUCUUUCUCUCUCUGCUUCUUCCAGUAGCGUCACUAGCAAACCCACAGGCUCCACUAGCUCUAGAUCUAAAAGAAGAAAGAUACAGCAUAAGAAAGUGUGCCAUGUAGCAGCAGAGGCUUUAAACUCCGAUGUCUGGGCAUGGCGAAAGUACGGACAAAAACCCAUCAAAGGUUCACCAUAUCCAAGAGGAUAUUACAGAUGUAGCACAUCUAAAGGAUGUUUAGCCCGUAAACAAGUGGAGCGAAAUAGAUCCGACCCGACGAUGUUUAUCGUCACUUACACGGCGGAGCAUAACCAUCCAGCUCCUACCCACCGUAAUUCCCUCGCCGGAAGCACCCGUCAGAAAUCAUCUGAUCAGCCGACGACUAAAUCUCCGACGACCACAAUUGCUACUUAUUCAUCAUCUCCGGUAACUUCAGCCGACGAAUUUGUCCUCCCUGUGGAGGAUGUAGCGGUUGCAAAUCUCGACGGAGACGAGGAUCUGUUGUCUUUGUCGGAUACGGUCGUUAGCGAGGAUUUCUUCGAGGGAUUGGAAGAAUUCGCCGUCGGAGAUAGCUUUUCCGGGAACUCUGCUCCGGCGAGUUUUGAUCUCUCUUGGGUUGUAAACAGUGCCGCCACAACCAGCGGGGGAAUAUGAUUCGUCGGGGAUUAGACGACGGCUUAGGAUACUCUUUUUAGGAAAGAUAUAGGAUUAAGGAAUUAUUCUCGGAUUAUUUGUAAAAAUAGGAAAAAAAAAAUUGUUCUUUGUUACUUUUUCGGGUUUUUCUUCCUCUUGUUUCUAAAUAACUUAGAAAUUUUUAAUUGUAUAUUCCUUAA
This is a messenger RNA of Eutrema salsugineum, 1165 nucleotides long. Its product is annotated as WRKY transcription factor 22. Gene Ontology annotation, biological process: regulation of DNA-templated transcription. Bases 84 to 986 code for a protein of 300 amino acids. The record is from RefSeq and is a predicted model, not a curated record. Gene Ontology annotation, cellular component: nucleus. The transcript has 3 exons. Gene Ontology annotation, molecular function: transcription cis-regulatory region binding; DNA-binding transcription factor activity. Lineage: Eukaryota; Viridiplantae; Streptophyta; Magnoliopsida; Brassicales; Brassicaceae.